Messenger RNA from Caenorhabditis auriculariae, 1988 nucleotides. The record is from the annotation of a GenBank genome assembly. NCBI's taxonomy places the organism in Eukaryota, Metazoa, Nematoda, Chromadorea, Rhabditida, Rhabditidae.
AUGAAACUGCUCGUCGUGCUCGGUCUGCUCUUCGUCUUGGCUCUCGCCUGCGACAAAUUCGACAAAAACGUCAACCUUUUCUGCAAGUUCGGCAGCGAGACGAAGCCUUGUCUCGUCAGUGACGGUCAGCCUUUUUUAUCAACUUCGAUAAAUCACCAAAUUCCUAAUAAAAACUUUCACCGUUUCUUAAUGGUUUCAAAAAAAAAAAAAGAACUUUGUUCAUAAUGCUUCACGAAUAUAUAAAGACUAGGGAUGCUUGGACUGUUCGGACGGCAUUUUUUUUUUGGAAUGUUAGGCCGUAUUUCCCAUUUGUAAAAUACGACCUUGAGGAUAAUUAUCACCUUAAUUUUUCUUCCAUUGUUGUACACGGCGCUCCCAAACGGGGUGGGUAGACGUCAAAAAAAAAAAAAUUGGCGCGAAAAUUCAAAUCUCAAAUACGCAGCCAAAGGCGAUUGAACAAACAAGUUAGUAAUGUUGAAUACUCAGUGUAAUUUGUGAUGUAUACUGACGUCAUUUUAUCAGGAGCGCGCACUUGCUUUUUUUUUUGUAAAUUCAGUAACUUUGACGCCUCGCUCACCGUCCUCACCCCAUUAGGAAUGCCGUGUAUAUUUGAUAACCUUUUUUAGGCGUAUACAGAUUUUGAAAAAAAAUUGAACAAAUAAAUUUCAUUCAAGGGAUGUUUUUGAACCUUAAUAAAACAAAAAAACCCAUUCUUAUCACUGAAAUAAAAUAAUACGGAAUCCGAGAUUUUUUAACUUGAUCAAAAACCAAAAAAAAUCAAUCAGAUCGUUUAAAAAACUCAAAUAAGGUUCGAAUAUUCCAGAACUAUUCAAAAAGUCCAAGUUGGAUAUUUAGAAAAGCUCAGCUAAUGAUAAUCCCUGAAUAUUUCAUUUUUAAUGUGUUCUCUAUGUUUAGCACGUACACCAUAUUAGACCAGUGUCGGGAAAAUUUAACUUUAAAACUUUUUGAAACAGAAAAAGAGGAUAAGUUUUUUAAACAGCGUUGAAUGAUUUUUUUUUCAAAAAAUGAAGUGAAUUUUAGCCAUUUUAAGAGUCUUAUGGAUCAGAUCACUUCGAGUAAGGCUUGUGAGUGAAGUUGGGCCGGCCCGACAAGGGCUAUAGACCUUAUUUUCACGAAAAAAAUUUCGCGGGGCUUUCAGAUACAAUUUUUAAAACUGUUUCAAAAAAAUUUUUCUCUACUAGUUAUAUCAUAGUUUUUUUGUUGAAAAAAAGAAUCAAAAAAAUAAUUUUUUUGUCAUAGAAAUUCUGAUAUUUGAGUCGAAAAACUUGGGCUUUCAAAGUGCCCGGCUGACCGUUUUUGAUAUUAUCCAUCUUGCGGAAAGCUAGAGUGGGUUCGAUAGGAAGGAAAAAAACCCCCGAAUAAGAGACCCCUUUUGCCCCCCUUAUAGGACCCUCUAAAUGGUCAUUUAGGACCCACUAUAGGGAGUUUGCUGGAAUCGGCUGGUAGGAGUUCGGGAGAGAAAAAUUUUCGUUUUUUCCGGAUUUUACCCUUUUCAACACGUGUUAAAGAAAUCAUGCGUGUAAAGUGAAAAAAAUAAAAAAAUUUUUAUUGACUCGGUAACUCGUAAAAAAUCUACGAAAGGGCCUCCUAUAGGGUCUACUCCAAUUUUCUCGCUAAAGGAAGUCCUUAUAGACUCCCUAUAGGAUCCACAAAACAAUAAAUUCCCUUUAGGACCCACUUCAGCUUUUCCCAGUCCUUAGGGCGAAAGAAAUGGCCGGGCCGGCCCUCGCAAAAGCCUUUUAAAAAUGAAAAUUUUUUAAUUUUCGAAGAAAGUUUUUCAGUGAGCUCCCGAAAAUCGAGCUGCUGCUCCAAGCCCGGCGGCUGCAACUCGGUCGAGUUUACCAAGGAAAAGGUUAUUUUUUUGAAGUUUUGAAAAAUGUUAGUUUUUCCAGGCCUGCUGUUUCACGCAAGACUGCCUGAACCGCUGCUACCCCGGCAAGGAUUAUCAAGUCGGAACCGUCUAUUGA